This is a messenger RNA of Dendroctonus ponderosae (mountain pine beetle), 1684 nucleotides long. It is a transcript of the gene Scamp, whose product is annotated as secretory carrier-associated membrane protein 1. Gene Ontology annotation, biological process: protein transport. NCBI's taxonomy places the organism in Eukaryota, Metazoa, Arthropoda, Insecta, Coleoptera, Curculionidae. Gene Ontology annotation, cellular component: trans-Golgi network membrane; recycling endosome membrane. The transcript has 7 exons. The record is from RefSeq and is a predicted model, not a curated record. The coding region runs from base 143 to 1189 and encodes 348 amino acids.
UCAACCAGUCUAACGUCAGUGUCAAUUUAAUUGAUAUCACACAUUGGGUUUGCUGUCAUUUGUUAUGAUAAUGAAAAUAUCCUGAGAUAAGAUUAAUUAAGUUAUUCUUACAUCUGGUACUACAUCAGUUUACACCGCUAACAUGUCUGGGUUUGAUGAAAAUCCCUUUGGCGACCCCACGAUAGACAACCCGUUUGCUGACCCCUCAGUUCAGCAGGUUGCAAGAAAUACCAACGCACAGAUUAGGGUUGACGAUUAUAACCCCUUUGAUAAUCAAACAGGAUCAGCACAGAUACCAUAUGCUGCGACAGUACCCUCAAACAGUGGGCCGGCAAUCAUGCAGCCCACUGAAGAACCACCAGCUUAUACCAAAAGUGCACAGCAAAUAGUCCAACAACCAAAGCCUGCUAUUAAUACGGAUGAACUUCAGAGGCGACAAGAAGAACUGGAAAGAAAAGAACAAGAACUGACAAGAAGGGAAGAGGAAAUGCGACAGUCCUCAUACAAUGUUCGACGUAAUAAUUGGCCACCUCUUCCAGAACAGUGCUGUUUUCAGCCAUGCUUCUACCAAGAUAUUCAAGUUGAUAUACCGUUAGAAUUUCAGAAAAUUGUGCGCCACUUGUAUUACCUCUGGAUUUUCCAUGGUGUUGUAAUGAUAGCUAACAUCUUUGGAGGAAUUCUGCUUGAGAAUAUGACUAUUGUUGGUGUAGGCAUUCUUUACACGCUCCUAUUUACCCCGUUUUCUUAUCUCUGCUGGUUUAGACCAGCCUACAAAGCGUUCCGCUCCGACUCCUCUUUUAAUUUCAUGGUCUUUUUCUUCAUUUUCUUUUUCCAAUUUGUUGUAACAACUGUACAUGCUAUUGGAAUCUCCGGGACUGGAACCAUAGGUAUUUUUACUGCCAUAUUAACAUUUCAAAAGACGCCCUGGAGCAUUUUUACUGGAAUCAUCGCGAUAAUAAUAGCUUUAGCUUUCGCGUUUGCUGCCGCAGCGGAUCUCUUCAUGAUCAGCAAAAUCCAUAGAAUGUAUCGAAGUACUGGUGCCAGUAUGGUAAAGGCCAGGCAGGAAUUCACGGACGUUGUCUUACGAAACCAGCACGUUAGAAGUGCUGCCAGUAACGUAGCUGCUGCUGCAGUACAGUCACAGUUUUCGCAAAAUAAUACCAAUAAUACUACUAAUAAUAGAUACUAAGUAGAAAAAUAUCUUUGAAAUUUGCUAGUUUAUUCAGUAUUUUAAUAUAUUUUUUGCAAAGUUACACGUGACAACACUAAAUUUGUUUGAAUUUAUUUUUCAUUUAUAAUCCUUAUUAUUUAUUAUUAAUUAAGUUUUUUCGGCCUGAUUAGUUUACGAGAAUGUGAUCAGAUCUAGAAUGCUAAAUUUGUACUAGCUCUACACUACAUCGACUCGUAGGUUGUACAUACAUUAUGUUUAAUCUACUCCUAUUUAUAUCAUUAUAGUGUUACUUGUGUUAGUUUAUCCAUUUUAAUCUGCGAUACUAAUUACCUAUAUGCCUUUGGAACUAUUCGAUUUGGUGUUCUGUACUUAAGGUCAUUCCCUUUGGUGAUCAAAUCUGCGACUAUAACAUUAACUAUUUUUUAUAUUUAAUAUUUUGAUUUAAAAUUUAGUAGAUGUGUGAAUUCAUUACAUUGUUAUGUUUAUUUCCAAAAUAAAGUUCCACUACAUUAA